GGUCAGGAGAGACCAAGUAUAUGGUCAGAAGCUGUUUUGAUGUCAGGACACCUUGUUCUUGGGGAUAGAAAUGAAUUCCUCAGUAUCAAGAAUGGUGGCUCCUAAAGGUCUCUUUCAAAGGAUAGAGCUUUGACUACUGGAUGAGAAAGGAAGGAAUCAGGAUGGACAUGUCAGUGAUGUGUUUGAUGCACAACUUUAUUCGGUUUGGCUUCAUGUUCCUUAGCCUCUUCUUUGGCCUGCUUCUCCAAAGUACCACAGGAAGGGACUUAAAGUUCGUGGUUGCAGUUUUCCGACAUGGUGACCGAACCCCAAUUGGAACUUUUCCCACUAAUACAGUCAAGAAAGAAACCUGGCCAGAGGGAUAUGGACAGCUCACCAAGAUUGGAAUGAAGCAACACUAUGAUCUUGGGAAAUACAUAAGGAAGAGGUAUCCAAAGUUACUCAGUGCAGAAUACAACCAAAAGGAGAUUUAUGUGCAAAGUACAGAUUAUGAACGAACCAUUAUGAGUGCUCAAGCCAAUCUGGCUGGUCUCUUUCGUCCUAUAGGCUGUCGGGCCUUGAAUAAUAAGGUCCGUUGGCAACCUAUACCAAUUCAUACAGUGCCUCGUGCACAGGAAAAGCUGUUAUCAUAUCCUACCCGCACCUGUAAACGUUUUUAUGUACUCCUAAAAGAAACCAUGGCAGCAAAACAAACCCUGGGUCAAGUGCAGUCACACAUGAAAUUUAUAGCUGAAAUGGCCAGUUUUAUGGGAUAUGAUGUAAAGGCUCUUCUCGAUUUUACCAAUCAAAAAUUCUGGAAUGCCUACGAUGCUUUACUAGUUCAGAAAAUUCACAAACAACCUAUGCCAAACUGGGCUAGUUGCCAAGCCAUGAGAAAGAUGAAAAAACUGCUGGGAUUUGCUGUAAGUGCCAUGUUUGGGGUACACAAAAGGGAAGAGAAAUCGCGGCUACAGGGAGGUGUACUUGUGAAAGCUAUUCUGGAUGACAUCGGAAAAGCUGCUGAUGGUGCUUCUGAACUAAAAAUGAAAAUGUAUUCAGGACAUGAUAUGACACUAGUUGCCCUCCAGGUAGCCCUCAAUGUUUUUGAUGCAAAACUACCUCCCUACGCUGCUUGCCACUUCUUUGAACUAUAUAAAGAAGAUAGCGGUGAACAUACCAUUGAGAUGUAUUAUCGGACGAAACCCAAGGCUGAACCUCAUCCACUCACUUUACCAGGAUGUUCAAAGUCAUGUCCACUGGCGAAAUUUAAAGAGCUGGUUUCUCCCAUCAUAGCAGAUAACGUGGAAGAAGAAUGUAACAAAGUCUAGAACAAAAUCAAAAAUGACAAAUAAGAACAAAGAAGGAUGUCAAAGGAAGGGCAAAGCAGCAAAUCAACAUCUCAAGUGGAAGACAACAGGAUCGCAAACAAGUCAUAAACCACCAGGAAACUUACAUGAUGCUUUCUUUUGGUCUGACCCAAUCAGCAUGAUUGUCCUUUUCCCCAGGAUUAUUUCUAAUCAAAUAAACAUGUAUAAAAAUCAAGAGGAAAAGGUACAAUAAAUUAGCCUGAAAAACUAUCAGCUGCCACAUAAUUUUCAGGAUUAUGUGUGCCUGU
Molecule: messenger RNA, 1594 nt
Organism: Sceloporus undulatus (fence lizard)
Lineage: Eukaryota; Metazoa; Chordata; Lepidosauria; Squamata; Phrynosomatidae
Product: prostatic acid phosphatase-like
Exons: 13
Coding region: 141-1307 (388 amino acids)
Biological process (GO): lysosome organization; dephosphorylation
Cellular component (GO): lysosome; plasma membrane
Molecular function (GO): acid phosphatase activity
Source: RefSeq, a predicted model, not a curated record